CAGCCAGGCGACUCCAAGCGCUCUCUCAGCCACGCCUCCUCCUCUCCCCGCCCCGCCCCGCCCCACCGCGAUAAGCAGAGAGGCCGCGCGGGGAAAGAAUCCUUCCUGAUCGGCAGAAUCUCGAACGGGGAGGGGCCAUGGGGAUACUACUGGUUUCCGGGAGAUUCUUGGCUCGACGGCCUCCACUGGCGCUCGCCCCUCGCUGCUCCCGAGGCUCCCCGGACAAGCGCGGCAGGGACGAAGGUGACACAUCAUCAACUGACUGGGAUAAGGCUUGGUCUACCUUUAAGAAGAAAGGGAAGAAGACCCUAUUCUCAGAGUUCUCACCGAACAAAUAUGUGACCUGGAACCCACGGCGCAGUGAGUAUCCAUUGUCAGAAGAAGUCGAUCCAAUCAAAAGAGCUGAGAGGUCUAACUUGAUGUUGUGGACAAGCCCAAGAUUUACCUUGGUAGGGGCGAUUAUCAUCGUUUCGGCAUUGCUAAUCUAUACAUUGGUUGUCCCACCCAAGUAACUGCUGAAGUGACAGAUAACAGGUGAGCCGUAGGCCGAAGAUUCUACUUGGAAGUCUGUAUUGUACAUUUAGUUUGUACUAUACGAAGUAUAUCAUGGUUCUGUAUUGCUUCAAGCACAUUCUAAUAGAUCAUAAUAGAGUACUCCUUCAUUUUGGUGAUUUUCUUCAACUGUACAUCAAUUGGAUCCUCUUUAAUCUUCCAUUAUAACCAAGAAA
Molecule: messenger RNA, 728 nt
Organism: Triticum dicoccoides
Lineage: Eukaryota; Viridiplantae; Streptophyta; Magnoliopsida; Poales; Poaceae
Exons: 2
Coding region: 138-512 (124 amino acids)
Source: RefSeq, a predicted model, not a curated record